AUGUCGUGGACAACACUACCGCCCGGCCCAGGAAGUCCAGGCGAGAGCUGGACUGCACAUCCCGAGGCCUUCACCGACGGCCCAGCAUACGCCGAGCCCCUUCACGCCAAUCCGACCAAAUACGUCGAGGAUCACACCCAUUCUGAAGACUCCGGCUCCGAGCUGUGCGAGUACAUCCGCGCAUGUGCGCGGCAAGAACCCCGCGUAUCCCUCCGCAUCAGCGGGGAUAAUGGCCGCGCCUUUGACUUUACCAUUGACCUCGCGCCGGUCCUCGCUCAAGGAGGCAGGAACAUUCGCCUCUUCUCCCGCCCCACCGCCGCAUAUCGUACCGCACACGCAUUACGCGAUACAAUAUCCGGCCUCAGCCGAGAUAUAGCACAAGCUUGGGCAGCAUGGUGGCGUGUCCUCCUCCCCGAGUGGCAGACACGACAGCGGCGGCACUCCAACAUCUACCCACCCUGGUCAGAAGGACCAUGGAAGGAUCAGGUCCAAGGGGAGGAGGAACGGCUCCUCCGUCGCGAGCUGCGUGGAUGGUGCGACGCAUAUUCUGCCGACAAGGGCGUAGUCAAGUGCUUCACACUCAAGAAGGAGGUUUGGGGGUGGGACGUCGACCUUCUCCGCCGGACGUUGCAGCACCGUAUUUGGGCUAGUGGACAGCGGGCUUUCGUCGACGUUGAGAUCGAGUGUGGCGAGGACGACGUCACUGUCGAGCCAGAAAACACGGUUGUUCGCUUGAAGCAUAAUUCCUGGAUCGUGGUUUUGGGUUGGGUCACCCUGCUCUACCCGCUCCUCUGGGUGCUCCUGCACCUGUUUGGGCGGUAUGGAGCGACGUACGAUCAGGCUGUUGCAAGUUAUGCGCUCAAGCUCUACCCCGCGCUCCCUGGCACGUGUCCAAGCGAGUCCGUCGCCGAGGGCGCACAGCGUUAUGCCGCUGCAGCGGUGCGCUACGGAUUACCACCAGACGCGCGGCUUGUCAAGGGCCCGAAAGGCGUGCAUGUACUGGUCGGCGUCGAGGAGUCCGAUUGGCUGCGCGAGUGGGAAGAUCGAAUCCUGCAGUCUGUGAGAUUGCGCAUCAAGGCGCCACUCGAGGGCCAUGCUCUCGUGCUCGAGGCGCACCAAGUGCUCGAGGUGGACGAGGAGGAGGGGCCGGAGAUGUGUGAGGUGUGA
Messenger RNA from Cutaneotrichosporon cavernicola, 1167 nucleotides. RefSeq lists its product as uncharacterized. The coding region runs from base 1 to 1167 and encodes 388 amino acids. The record is from RefSeq and is a predicted model, not a curated record. The transcript has 3 exons. Lineage: Eukaryota; Fungi; Basidiomycota; Tremellomycetes; Trichosporonales; Trichosporonaceae.